AUGGAGGAGUCUAAUGAUUAUCCAUCAUGUUCACUUCAAAAUUCAUUUAUAUCAACAUUAGAUCAUCUACCGUGUGAUAUUGUCCGAUCACUCUGGUUAAUUCAAUCAUGUAAUUUAAAAAUUGAUAAAUAUAAACAAGAAUUAAAUGAAUUAUUAGAGAAAUAUGCAACAACAACAACAACAUUAACUAAUGAGGAAUCAUAUUUUUUGAAACGAAUAGUGGAAUUGAAGAAACGAAUAGAAUAUUUAUCAAGGGAAACGAUUCAAGAAUCACGAUCAAUGAAUAAUCAAUUAAUUACUCAUAAAUUGAAUUUAUUAGAAGAAAUGAAUCAAUUAAAGAAAAUUGAAAUUAGUAAACAUAAUUUAAUUGAUGAUAUUGAGAUGAAGGAAUUAAGACAACAAUUGAAAACUCAUUAUAAUGAACAUCCAUUAGUUUCUCAAAUGGAAGCUGUUCAAGAACAAAAAGAUUUGAUAAUAAGUUCCAAUGAUAAGAGUCAGACCAAUGACAAAAAUGGUGGCAGUAGUGAUAGCAGUAGUAAUACGAAUGGUAUUUUGAAGAAUAAAAUUAAAGAUGAACCGGAAAAAUCAAAACUUAAAUUAAUAUUAAGAAUCCCUAAACAAGAUAAAGUCAUUAAACCUAAAAAUAAGAAGAUUGUCAAGAAGGUACAAAAGAAACCUACUGAAAGAAAUACAGUAAUUAGCAAAGAUAAUAAAAAGUCAAAAACUUUAAGGAAGAAAGUUCCACAAUUAAUAGAAUUGAAAGAAGAACCAGAGAAAGAAGAGGAACAAGAAGAUACUACACUUUAUUGUUUUUGUAAACAACCAUCUUUUGGUAAUAUGAUUUCUUGUGAUAAUGAAAGUUCAUGUCCAAAUGGAGAAUGGUUUCAUUAUAAAUGUGUUGGAAUAUUAAAUCGAGUGGUGGCAUUGAAAUAUACCACAGGGAAAGAAAGUUGGUAUUGUUCUGAGAAUUGUAAAUCUAUGGCUUUACAAGCCAAACAAUCUAAAAAACAGAAAAAUGGAAAGAGAAGAAAACGAAGAAGUCAUUGGUAG
Candida albicans SC5314 is the source of this 1050-nucleotide messenger RNA. RefSeq lists its product as uncharacterized. Gene Ontology annotation, biological process: regulation of DNA-templated transcription. NCBI's taxonomy places the organism in Eukaryota, Fungi, Ascomycota, Pichiomycetes, Serinales, Debaryomycetaceae. The transcript has a single exon. The record is from RefSeq and is a predicted model, not a curated record. The coding region runs from base 1 to 1050 and encodes 349 amino acids. Gene Ontology annotation, cellular component: Rpd3L-Expanded complex; nucleus; Rpd3L complex.